Gryllus bimaculatus (two-spotted cricket) is the source of this 1764-nucleotide messenger RNA. The record is from the annotation of a GenBank genome assembly. NCBI's taxonomy places the organism in Eukaryota, Metazoa, Arthropoda, Insecta, Orthoptera, Gryllidae.
AUUCUAUAAGGCACGAGAGAGAGAGAUAGAGAGAGUACUGGGAGCGGAGACCGAUAAAUCUGUGGAGGAAAUGUGCCCACGUCUUUUGGAUAAACGCAGAAUUAUAGGGAUGAUUAUUAGAAACAAAUAGCGGGUUCUUUGAAUGGGACGCGUUGAAGAGAGAUGCACGGGGGGAAAUAUCUGUAUGGAGCAUUUCAGUACGUGGUGAAUGCUAUUGAAGCUCCCAAGGUUGCUUUUGGAAGUGGCCUUCCUAGAGAAGUUUAUCCUCCCAAGGGCACAGAUAAAUUCACCAAUGCAUACACCCUUGAAUAUAUUUCAACUGUUACUCCUACAACUUACAGGCCAAAGUUACCUGAAUGUUAUAGAGGUGGUUGGGGAUAUGGAGGUCUUGGACAAACAGAAGUGCGUUGGAAGGCAGAGCCAGAAUUAUCUCCUGGCCCUGCACAUCUCUCUUUGCCAAGAUUUCCAAAAUCUGUGAACCCAAAUAAAUGUUCAUUCAAUGCCUCUACUAAACGAUCAAUUUCACCACGAUAUGCUUAUCCUGGACCAGGAACAUACAAUGUCAGGGUAAAAAGAAAUCGACGAAUCAAGUUUGAUCACAGUUUUGGAGGGAGAAAAAAGCUGCACCCAGCGGUUGAUAUAAAAUGUGGACUGUACAAUGUAGAUCAAUGCUUUCUUUGCCAAGAGCAUCCAGAAGGUGAUUAUUGGCACUAUAAUAAUAAAGAAUUUCUAUGUCGAAGCUGCUUCAUGAAAGAGAAAAAAGAACUCAACCACUACAAACCAUGGCAAAUUGCAGAAUUCAGAAGAAUCCGAGAUUGUUCUUUUAUGCAUAUUCAUGAUUUCACAUAUGCUGCCUACAUCAAAAUGGACCCAAAACAAGCUAUAAAAAUGCUUGUAAAAGAAGCAUACUUUAGUGAGUACUUUCCAUGAAAAUAAUAAACAUGCAGAGUAAGAGCACCAUAAAAGUCAAAUUUUGUAAGGAUAAUUUAUUUUGUUUUCAUAUUGAAUACACCAAAUAACCAUGUGUUACAGCUAAGAAUUAACUAAUAAAAUUGUCUCCUAUGGGUAGUUUAAUUUAUUUCAAUUAUAUUGUUUAUCAAACUGAACUGUUAUUUGAAAAUCCAUGGACAUCUUUUAAAUUUCUGCUGGUUGAUUAACUAGUAAAGCUUCUAAUGAAAAACAUAUAGAAAAUUUUAUUUAAUUCCCAUAAUACAGAGUACAGACUUAGUUUUGCAGCAUUUAAUAAGAAAAUACUGAACUAAAAUAAUAAAUUCAAAACUGAAUUAUAAAUUCUAUGACCAGUUUUCUGCUUAUUAUCACAUCUACUUCUUUGAUUUUAUUACCCAACCUGACAUGAAUUGUAUGCAAGUGUAGGAGCAUUCCAUUACAAAAGCUUGAAUAAUUCAAUAUAAUUUCAUAAUGAUAACUCUCAAAAGAAUUUGUGAUUUUAAAAUUUCUCAAAAUUACUGAUCUCUGAUUACAUUCUGCAAACAGAAUUUUAUCUUAAUCUGCAAUGUACACAUUCUGGUCAAUGAAUUCUGAGAACCAUUUUGAGAAUGAAUUUGAGAUCCUAUUUUACUGAACAUUGCAAAAUCAAUGCAAUUGUAAUAUGAGGAAAUAUUUAUUGGAAAGAAUGUGGUUAUUUCAGAAGUUAAAUUAAUUGUUAAAAUAAAGAGUACUGUUAAAUACAAAUAUAUGAAUCUCUCAAAAUCUUUAUGAUUUUUUGAAAGUGAAAUGAAAUAAGAAUUUAGCAAAAGUUCACCC